AGCGCGUCCGCACGCAAUGACGAAAGAGGACGACUCCCCUGCAGAAGCCGCCGCCGCCGCUUCGGCCAGGAAACACUUGGACGAACUCCGGUGGGUCAUACACGUCAAGAACAUCCUUCAGACCAUGAACGAGGAGCUCUACUCGCGAGAUGCUCCUUCCAUCUUCACCGUGCCCAAGGCCUUGUCAUCCGCCCGCCCUGACUCUUACCUGCCGCAGCUCAUCGCCGUCGGCCCCUACCAUCACUGGGACCCACUGCUCUACCAGAUGGAGCACUACAAGCUCGCCAUCGCCAAGCGCAACCAAACGCAGCUCCUCCUCCAGGGAACCUCCUUCCACCACUUCGUCGACUACUGCGCCAACAAGGAGCACGCCAUCCGUUCCUUCUACCACCGCCACGUCGACCUCGACCGCGAGACCUUGGCGUGGAUGAUGGCCAUCGACGCCGCCUUCCUGCUCGAGUUCCUGUGCAGCCUCUCGGAUGCCAGGUGCGGCUUGGCCAUCGGCAUUAAGCUCGCCUGCAAGUCCAUCGCCCGCGACACCGCCAUGCUCGAGAACCAGAUCCCGUUGUUCCUCCUACGCAAGCUCCUGCGGUUUCAUACCCAUCUCGCCGAUGACAAUCUCUCCUCCCUCCUCCUCGGAUUCGUCAAGUCCAUCUCCCCCUUCAAGGCCACUCAAAAUCUCGCCGCCCUCUCCAGACCCAAAGCCUACGCGCACCUCCUCCAGCUUCUCUACCGCGUCAUCGUACCUCGACAAAAAGAGACCGCCGACUGCAAUUCUAUCGACGGCUCCGCCGUCACCAUCCCCACACCCGAGGCCGAGUGUGAAAUCGAUGUCGCCGAAUCGGUGCACGAGCGAGCAAAGCCAGGACCGGAGUACAGCGGCAUCUUCGACACGAUUUGGGCCACCGCGUCCGGGCUUCACGUUGUGAAUCUGCUGAUCGUAAAGCCCUUCGAGAUGCUGCUCAAGAUCCCCUGGCCAAUCUUUUCGGCCCUGUUCAAGGGAUUGACUAGCUCGUAUGCCCCGGUGCCGGCCGAUACGACUAUCUCGGCCGAUGAGAUCGAGAUCCCGUCGGUGGAGGAGCUAGUGAAGGCCGGCGUCAAGUUCUCGUGCACGGAGGGCGACCUGAGCACUAUCCGCUUCGACGCGAAGACGGCCACGUUCUACAUGCCGACGAUCGUGAUGGACUCGAAUACAGAGGCGGUGGUGCGCAAUCUGGUGGCAUACGAGACGACGGCGGAGACGGGGCCGCUGGUGUUCGCGCGGUACACGGAGCUGAUGAACGGGAUCAUCGACACGAAGGAGGACGUGCGGCUGCUGCGGGAGGCGGGAGUGGUGGAGCGGCGGCGGAUGAAGAGCGACGAGGAGGUGGCGCGGGUGUGGAACGGGAUGGAGCGGUCGGCGAGGGCGGCGAGGGCAGGGGAGAUGGACAGGGUGAUCGCGGAGGUGAACGCCUACUAUGACAGCCUGUGGGGAGUGCGUGCCAGGCGGUUCGUGAGGACAUACGUGUCCCGGUCGUGGCAGGUGCUGACGUUUGCGGCUGCAGUUCUGCUGCUCUUGAUGACUUCCCUGGACGCCUUCUGCUCCGUUUUUCUCUGUGCUUCCUUCUGGUCAAACUGAACCAACCGAACCGGAUUCCAAUUUAUCUAAUUGCUAUCAACUUUUCAUAAUACGUAAAUUGUGAUUUUGUAUUUAUAAAAUAAGUGCUUCCUGGUUUAGACUAUGUUAAAAUUCUAAAUAGUAUAUAUGUCCAUCAGUUCAUGCCACUCUUUGGAUCCUUUUGAG
This is a messenger RNA of Zingiber officinale, 1783 nucleotides long. Its product is annotated as putative UPF0481 protein At3g02645. The record is from RefSeq and is a predicted model, not a curated record. The transcript has a single exon. Lineage: Eukaryota; Viridiplantae; Streptophyta; Magnoliopsida; Zingiberales; Zingiberaceae. Bases 17 to 1618 code for a protein of 533 amino acids.